CUUGUAAUUUUUUAUAUUUAUAUAGAUAAAGAUUGACAUUGAUUAAUUGAACAAUGCAUAAACUUAAAGGAAAGGUUGAAGCCUAUGUUGUUUCAACAAUGGAAGAUAAUCAACGCACUUCGUUGCUGGAUAAUUUGGCAAUUUCUGCAGAAAAAAUUGAAGAAGAAGCUGAACGAAACUAUAUCUCAAAUAAAGAAAGAAUCAUCAAUGAUGGUGCAAAUGUCAUCGAUUUUUGUGAAUGCUUAUUGGCCGUCUUGAGUCAUGAAAUGCGCCGACCUAAUGCCACACAGAGACCUUCGUUUUGGUCUGUUGCUGAAAAACUUUCUCCUAAAAAUACUAUACAAAUGAUAUACAGAUUAUCUGGUAUCAGGCAAAGUGACAAUUCCAGAUGCCAUGCAUGGAUAAGAUAUGCUUUGAAAGAAGGAAGCAUAGGCAGCUUUUUAUCCGUACUGAGUGAAGACAGUCGCUUACUCAAAGAGUUUUACAAACCUGCUGCAUUUGUACGUGACAUCACAAAAAUGGAAUCAGCAAAAAGUUUAAUUCUUCAUACAAUAUCUUUGAUUCAUUUCCAAAUUGAAAUUGAGAAAUCAGCUGGAAAUCAACAGGUACUAAUUGAUUCACAAAUCAAACCAGAGAUACCUCAAGAAAUAACGUACACAAAAAAACUACACAACUCUGAUGUAACAACCAAUUUGAAACGCCGGCGCAAAACUCGAGGCAAUUCUGCAAAUAUAGUAAAUAUUGAAGAAUCCAUGACAAAUGGUGAAACUUUGGUGUGUAAUGAUGAUGACAAACACUCUUUAACUGGAUCGAUAGGUUCUUUUUGUGAUGAUGAGAUGGCUAGUGAACAUAAAAUAGAAAUUAAAACUAUUAAUGAAGAUAAUAUACUAGGAGUUAUAAAUAAUUCAAAAGCGAUGAGCGAAAUUAAUACAUUUGUGGAGGAGAUAAUAGAUGGACCCACAUAUGCCCCUGCCACAAGUAAUAAGAACAAUUUAGUUGAUUUAGUGGAAAAAAAUGACAUAAAUGCUGAAGACAUAGAUGGAAGGAGAAAACUUCCACAACUUGAUGAUAAAGAAACAAGCAAUGAUUCACUAUCACAGAACCAAGAACUAACGCAUGAGAUUAUCAUGGAUGAAGUUUCCUCAAAAACUUUGUUAGAAGUUGUUUCUAUGAACCUGCCAAAAAACUCUGACAGUUGUUUUUCCUCUGCUAACAAUAAUGAUGUAGCUUUUGAUACAGAUAAUGAUGCAAAGGAUAUUAAAAAAAGUCAAGAGAUUAAUACUUUUAAUGAUUUGCAUAGUAAGAUAAAUAACGUAGCAGCCAUUUAUCAACAUGAUGGUUCAACGAUAACAAAAUCAUUAUCGAACGAAUCCCUUAACGUUACUAAUGUUGAUGAAGAUCACCAUGAUUCAUCUAAUAAUUAUAUUAUUAAUGUUGAAAAUAACGAAAACAAAAUUGGACCCGAAUCAGAAUUCUCGUUAUCUGUGAGUGAUGGUAAUAUGCAUUCAUCGGAGCAUAGACUAAAAAUUUCGGGUAAUAUAAAUCACUCUUUGGCAUCUGCUUUUCAACCUGUCACACAUAUAGAGAGGGCAGAAUCUUCUGGUUUAAGUAAUGUAACACAUCCAGAAAAGAACGAUGAAAUAGCUAAACGUAGUAUAAUUAUUGACGUUAUAAAAUCUCAUGAAAAUAUUUCAGAAAAACAAAUUCAAUGUAACACUACUCUUGGAAAAAAUGAUUCUGUAAGCUCUAAUACUAAAGACCAAACAAAAAACGUUGCUGAUGUUUUCUCUACAUGUAAUUUUGUACAGACAGAUGAUAACUCUGAAACAACAAUAGAAAUAAUGGACGAAACGAAAAACUCCAUUGAAACUGAAAACAAGCAGGAAGUUUCUAAAACAACUGGUGAAUUCACAAGCACUGACUACAGUUUGAAUCAAACAGAUGAUGACUUUGAAACAACAAUAGAAAAGAAUGACGAAACGGAAAACUCCAUUGAAACUGAAAACAAGCAGGAUAUUUCUAUAACAAAUGGUGAAUUCACAAGCACUGACUACAGUUUGAAUCAAACAAAUGAUGACUUUGAAACAAUAAUAGAAAAGAAUGACGAAAUGGAAAACUCCAUUGAAACUGAAAACAAGCAGGAAGUGUCUAAAACAACUGAUGUAUUGACAAGCACUGACUACAGUUUGAAUCUUACCAAUGAGGAAUAUAGAAAUCAAACUGAUGUAUACAGCAGUUCCCCACCAGCAAAACGAUAUGAAAUUUCGGGAUCUCAACAAUUAGUAAAUGUUUUACAAACAUCAGCUUCGAAUACCCCCAGUAAAAGUGGUAUGGAAGAAUAUUAUGUUCCAGGUAUACAUACAAAAUGUGAUGCAGUGGCAGAUCAUUAUAAAAGUACACCAAUAAAGAACAUCAGUGCAGAUUCUAGAGAACACAUUGAUGAUAAUGCGCCUUCACCUUCAAAUUCUUCUUUUAAAUCCUUUGAGAAAAGUUUGUUCAAAAAAAAUAUGCGCCAAAGUAGUAGCUCUUAUAAUUCAAGAAAAGGAACUUUAACGUCAUAUGAUGCAAGAAGCUUUUACUCUGAUUCAGAAAGUGAUACUUGUAGUAUGAGCGAGCAAAGUUUUAGCAUACUUGCCGAUCUUGGUAUAACAGAUGAUUUUAUUGGAAUAAAAGAAGAUCACUUUUCUUCACCUGAGUCUUUCAUGGGAUUCUCCUCUUAUGAAGAAUUAGAAAAUGCUAUCUCAACAUGUAAGCAACUUAUUCGCCAAGCUCCUGAAAAAUCUCAACGGAAGAAGGAUCUCGUUACACAGCUUGUGCAAUUGCGGUUAAAACUACAUGAAUUGAAGGAAUCUUCGCAAAUCGAGACUCCUAAAGGUGUGAAGAAAGUAUUAGGUCACCAAUUUUACAAGCAGGGUAAAGUAACAUCGACGUUUGACUGUGAUGCCUGCGCUGCUACAAUAUUCCCAUUACUGCAAACUGUUUAUGUUUGCAAUGACUGUAAUUUUCACUGUCAUCGGAAAUGUCUGAAGAUGCUAGAUAAACCCUGUGUACACAAAAAGGUAUGCAUUGAAACGUAUGAAUUAAAAAUAUGUCCUGAAACUGGAUUAGCCAUGCAGCAGUACAGGUGUCCAGAUUGUCACAAACGUUUAGGCAUUCAGGAUGGAAACUUUGAUGCUCGUUUAUGUGAUUACACAGGCCAAAAGUACUGCCUUUCUUGUCAUUGGAACGAAUUUUGUAUCAUACCAGCACGGGUAAUUCACAACUGGGACUUCACAAUGUAUAAGGUUUCUCGCCAGUCUAAACAUGUAUUACAGCUGCUGUCGAAGAAGCCUGAAAUUAACCUACAAUCUAUAAAUCCAGCCAUUUUUAACUUUGUUGAUGAGUUGAGAGAUAUUCGGACACUUCGUGAACAAAUCAUGUUAAUGAAAGCCUACUUAACAACGUGUAGAAUCGCUGUGCAAGAAAAACUGUUACUUGGGCUUAAGAAUCGACAGCACUUUGUUGAUAACUCAGAUACAUACUCUAUGAAAGACUUGAUUGAUAUUCAUGAAGAUAUACUCCUGGAUGAACUAACACGAAAAUACGCCAUUUUUUCCAAGCAUAUUAAAUUUGAUUGCCCGCUUUGUCAAGGAAAAGGAUUUUUCUGCGAAACUUGUAAAAGCGAAGAAGUGAUUUUUCCGUUUGAUAAUCACGUUAUACUUUGUAAAAAAUGUAACAGCACUUUCCACAGGUAUAACAGUUUGGUAUUAUUGAGGAAAGCGUUUAACGUUUUUGAAGGAAGUUUUUUUACUGUGGGGAAAGAAUGUGAAGUUUGUUUUUUGUUCGUUUGUUUUCCCCUUUUUUUUGUUCUUUUUAGUAUCUCCUCUCAAACAACGUCUGUAAUUUCAAAGUUUCAUCCAUGUUUAAUAAGGAUUGAGCGGAGGGAUGGAAAGCCUUUAAAAAAUGCUUAAUGCUAUUUGCCAUCUUGCUUUGUUAACCGUAGGCUUUCGCGUUGGUAAUUUUUUCUUAGAGGCUUCGUAAAGGCUAAAAAUUUAAGGUUUUUUCAUAAGUUGAAAUCGGGCACCCUGUCAAUGCAUUUUUUAUUUUGUGUUUCGUCACAUUAAAUAAAGGAAUUUUACAUUGACUGUUUCCUAUGGUGUGGAAAAACUGUUUUGCUUUUUUUCGAGCUCGGUAGAUCACUGCUUCUGACAAAGAUGUUUUCAUCAAAGAAGUGUUGUAUAGGAUAAGAAAAAUAAAGAAGUAAUUCUAAUAGUUAUUUGCUAUGUAAAUAUAUAAUAUUGAGAAUGUAUAUAUAUAAUAUGUUGAUGUAUUAUUUUUUUGGAAAUUGGAAUUUUGAAUUUUAUACAAAAUUUAUUCUUAUAUUUUGCGUUACGGUACACAAGAAGGCUUAGUUGUUUCAGGUCAUCAUAUAAGUAUCUCUUUUUGAGAGGAGAAGACAGCGU
Molecule: messenger RNA, 4442 nt
Organism: Hydractinia symbiolongicarpus
Lineage: Eukaryota; Metazoa; Cnidaria; Hydrozoa; Anthoathecata; Hydractiniidae
Exons: 18
Coding region: 54-3950 (1298 amino acids)
Source: RefSeq, a predicted model, not a curated record